Molecule: messenger RNA, 5066 nt
Organism: Colossoma macropomum (tambaqui)
Lineage: Eukaryota; Metazoa; Chordata; Actinopteri; Characiformes; Serrasalmidae
Gene: lemd3
Product: LEM domain containing 3
Exons: 13
Coding region: 1-2601 (866 amino acids)
Biological process (GO): negative regulation of BMP signaling pathway; nuclear envelope organization
Cellular component (GO): nuclear inner membrane
Molecular function (GO): chromatin DNA binding
Source: RefSeq, a predicted model, not a curated record
AUGGCGGCGGCGCAGCUAACGGACGAGGAGCUUUUCUCCGAGUUAAAACGCUUGGGAUUCACACCGGGUCCGGUCACGGAGAACACCCGGCCUGUGUACUUGAAAAAGCUGAAAAAACUACGCGAGGAGCAGCAGCAGCGGUCCAGGGGAGCCAAGGGACGCAGCAGUGGCGGCGGUGGUAGCAGCAUUAGCAUCAACAACAACAACAGCGGUGGCGGCGGCGGCGGUAACGGCCACCCAGCGGCGGGAGCCGCGGCUGUGCGCGCCAGGCCGGCCGGCGGCCGCCAGCUUCUGAACGCAAAGCGUCCGGACAGGGCCGGAAAGUUUGUAUUGGGCUUCAGCUCGGACGAGUCGGACGCAGAACUGCCUCAGCACAAAGCAGGCCUGAACCACAGCGGCUCUAGGAGAGACCGAGGCUCCGGGCUGGGGCUGCAGUCGCUAAGGCCUCCACAAGAAAGCGGCGCUGGAGUCAGUGCGAGCGGCCCCAGCAAGUCGCCUGUUGGGCUUUUGGAGGGUCGGAGAAGCGGCCUCGGGUCGUCCCCGUGGUGGGCAGACCGGGGUAAGGCGAGCUUAGGGGGCUCCAGCCUGGCGGGGGAUAGGGAUUACGUUGAGCUGAGGAAGGAAAACAACUUUGAAGAAGAGACUUUCGAGAGGAGCAGCCGGGCUUUAAACGGGAACAGGGCGCCUUACUCGCUCAAUAGCAGCAAGCUAGCAGGGGAUUACUCAGACACGGACGAAGAGGAGGAGGAGGAGGAGGAGUUGGAGGAGCGUGAACGCCAACGCGAACGUCGUCUGCUGUCCAGGCGAAGCUUAUCGAAAGCCUCCCCGUCUCCGUCCAAAAGUGGCAGGGAACCGGAGGAGGAGGAAGAGGAGGAAGGAAGCCCGAGGAGAAGGAGCACGGAGCGCGAUGAACUAGGCGCGUCCGACCUGAACCGCAUCUAUACGAAUACCUUUCGCUUCAGCUCUGGCGUAAUGGGUGAGAAUGGCGGGGACAUGGGUAGCAGCAGCAGCCCCAAGAACCACGUAGACGGCGGAGAGGGCGCAGCCGCCGGCGGUAGUAGCACGUUUAGCCUCGGCCUCAGACCCCGGUUCUCCUCCUCCUAUAACAGCCUCUCUACGACCUAUCGACCCAACCACUCAAACCAUACCGGCUCGAACCACAGCUACGGUCAGGCCGGCACUAAACGCAAGCAGCCGGCCCCCGAGGAUGAGCUCCUGGAGCAGUUUCGGAGAGAGGAGGUGUCAGGCACCGGCGGCUUCAGUGCACAUUAUCUGUCCAUGUUCCUCCUGACCGCUGCCUGCCUCUUCUUCGUGCUUCUCGGUCUCAUGUACCUGAGAAUGCGGGGCUCCGGCUCCACGGAGGGAGUCGUUAUCAAGAGCCACCCAUUUGGUGCAGAGUUUGACAGUUCGUAUACCGACAGAGAAAGAGAUCUCAUCCUCAGCCUUCUACUUCAUCUGCAUGAUCAUCUGGCUGAUAUUGCAGGGGAACAUGACUGCAAAGACCUAAACCAGCCACUGAACAGAAGUAUCUCCUUCUCUGAGGCCGCUGAGUAUCUGAAGCUACGAAAUAAAGACUAUGAGGAUUGGGUACAGAUAUCUCUGGAGUGGAUCAUUAAAACUGGAGAAAUUGUUGGCAUAAGGUUGAUUGCAGCUGACCCUGCACAGGCAGUGGAGGAAGUGUCAGAUAUCUCCCGUCUGGAGUCCACCCACCCACGCAUGUCCUUCAUCUGCCGCUUCCGACGAGCCUUCUUCACUGUGAUCUACAGAGUGCUCCUCUUCCUCGCUGGCAUUGGUGUUGUCUGGGCCUUGCUGUAUUACAUGAAGUACCGCUGGAGGAGGGAGGAGGAGGAGACCAGACAGAUGUAUGACAUGGUGGAGAGGAUCAUAGAUGUGCUGAGGAGCCAUAACGAGGCAUGCCAGGAGAAUAAGGACUUGCAGCCAUACCUGCCCAUUCCUCAUGUGCGAGACUCACUUGUGCAGCCACAGGACAGGAAGAAGAUGAAGAAAGUGUGGGACAGAGCUGUGUCCUUUCUCUCAGCCAAUGAGUCUCGCAUCAGGACAGAAACACAGAGGAUCGGGGGAGCUGACUUCCUUGUCUGGAGGUGGCUCCAGCCCUCCAUGUCCUGUGACAAGUUGUGCAGUAUGCCCUCCAAAGUAUGGCAGGGUAAAGCAUUCCCAUUGGAUCGGAGGAAUUCGCCACCAAACAGUUUAACGCCAUGUCUGAAGAUUCGCAACAUGUUUGAUCCUGUAAUGGAGGUGGGGGAAAACUGGCAUCUUGCCAUACAUGAAGCCAUUCUGGAGAAAUGCAGUGACAAUGAUGGAAUUGUCCACAUUGCUGUUGAUAAGAACUCAAGAGAGGGCUGUGUUUACGUGAAGUGCCUUUCAGCGGAGCAUGCUGGGAAAGCUUUUAAGGCGCUUCAUGGCUCUUGGUUUGAUGGGAAGCUGGUGACAGUAAAGUACCUGCGUCUGGACCGUUACCACCAGCGUUUCCCGCAGGCCCUGGGCUGCAACACACCCCUCAAGGCCUCCAGCUCCAGCAUGAACACAAUGGCCCGUCUGCAUCAGCGCUCCAGCACAUCCAGCUCCCUGGGCUUCUCCUGAGGGCCACACGAACAGUUUCUCACCUCCACCACCUCCUCUUACACUCUCUCCUUUCCUCUUUCUUCCACCCUCUCUUUUUCUCUCUUGGGGAGGCUCCCCUGUCCUGGGCCUUCUCUUCAACAAGAAUCGUGCUCAGGAGCUCUCUCCUCAUUAUGGGCUGGAGGAGUCAACAGCACUCACGGAAAGGUUUGAGCCUACCUGUGAGCUUCAUCUUUGAGAUCAAGCCAAAGAGGAGAAAUGUGCGUACUGGAGCGAUACCGGUGGUGGACAUAUGUGGAAUUAUCAGAGCUUUGCUAAGAAGAGCUGGUUGUUCAUAUCUCUCCUCUCCAACUUUGGUGCAGUGGACACAAUAUAUAUCUUGUUUUUUUUUUCAUUUACUUUUCUUUUUUGUUUACAGACUGUCUAUAUGGAUUAAACAAGGAAACAAAAUGGCUUCCAAUUUAUUCUAAUGUUCAGAUUUGAGGAAAUAAAUGAGAGCAGGAACUGCUGCUGAGGUUCUGCUCUCCUCCCUCCGCUUUUUCUGCAACUUAUUCCCCUCCUUAGUUAAAAGGAGUUCUGUCGGGCUAUACAUAGCUGCAUGUGCUGGUUAAAGUAUCCCUAUAUUUAAGCUUUGAAUUGUAUCAUAUAAUGGAUGUUUAUUUCCCUGAAGAUGUGUUAGCUGAUGUACUCCCUUCUUUUCUUUUUUUCCUUUGUUGUUUUUGUAGUUUUUAGUCCAAAAACAAUGGCAUGCACACACUCUGGAAGGGGUGCUGUAAAUAUUUUGUUGAACGGUGGUGGUUGAAAUCAUCUGUAUAAAACUGCAAAUUGUCAUAAGCUCGAAUUCGUUUCUUGCCAGCAUAGUUACACCAAUUUCAUUUGAGUUUAGAGCUCCCUCUGUAGUUUACUGCUUGAUUCCUUCCCUUCAUGCAGUCCGCCUCAAUCUUCCCAGCUUGAUCGUAUUUUCAGUAUAUUCUAAUGUAUUAUUAUUUUCUUUAUUUUGAAAGUUACGCCUUUUCAUUAUGACUGGUGCAGUUUGUGUUGACUUUGCUUCCUCAUCCACCGGUAACCACAGCCCACCAAAGUGAUAACUUCAUGUCUGAAGCUGCCCAGUUUAUCUAGAUGUUCUGUUUAGAGACCUUCUUAUGUGCAUAGUUAUGCUUGUGGCAGGGCUACGUCUUGUCUCAAGGUCAGAUAAGCCAUGCGGUUCUUCAUGUGUUGAGCUGUAUUCACAAACAGAAAGCAUGUCAUGUUACAAUUGUAUCUUUUCAGGUCAUGAGACAGGUUAAUAAAGUGUAAUUGCAUAUUCUGAGGUAAUACAAUUUUUUUAGAGUUAAUUCGUAUUAGAAAUAAACUUUGUCCCUAAGUAAACACCAAGGGCCAGAUUGACUUAAUCGUGUAGCAUAUGCAAAAGUUCUGACAACUUGGCAGCAUUAGUGCUGGCAGAGAAUGGCAGCAAACUCUUUGACCAAUCCCUGCCAGUGGUGUUGCUAAGUGGGUUUAGUAAAUCUGCCCCUUCAUUCGCUGUUAUUGCUGCUCUGUGUGAGCUUUGUUUAUAUGGGAAAUGCAGUGCAGGUGAAUACGGGGUGGAAUAUUUGCAGCGGGAUGUACAAACGAUGCACAUGUAGUCAAAACAAACAAAAAAAACAGGUGCACUCUUCUCUGCAGCAAAUAACCUAAUCGUGCCUUAAUUUUGUGCUGUUUUAUUGACUGGCACUGCAUUUGUUGGGAAUGUAUUCACAAUUUUUAAAAUGGUCCAAAAUGACUGUAAUCGCUUAAGAGCAGAUUAUAGUUGAUCCUCUAUUAAUCCUCCUAAAUAUUUUGUGUUUUAAUGACAUGAGAUUUGAGUCCUCAUGUCUAGCUAAACGUACACGCAUGAUUUUAAUUAAUAAAAAUCACUCCUUAGCUGACAAUGAACCCCCUUUAUCCUUGAUUCAUUUAUCUUUUUAUUUUGGAGUGGGGGUUCAGGGGUGACCUUUAUGUCCAACCUCUCAGAGCUGGUGUUGUGUGAGAUAUUAAAAACACUAAAUGUUCAAAGAAACCAGGUUCUUGCACACAUCGUUGUAAUCUUCCUUUGUUUCUGUAGCCUGGCAUUUCCCGUUCUCUCUCUUUCUGUCUCUCUGUUUUUUUUUUUAAAAUAUAUAUAUUUUUGUUCCUUUUUUCCUGCAGUCUGUAAAGAGAGUGAAUGUAAAGUUGGAUUGGUGUGGCACGCCUCCAAAGUGUCACCUGACUUGCAUCUGCAUUCUUGAUGUUUAUUUUUUCCUCUCUGAUGUAUCUUAUGUAAACACUGUACAUUUAUAACUGUAAAAUGUAAUAUUAUGCAGCGGCAGUCUCAAUACAUUGUAUGGUUUUGACCAAUAUCCCUGACCUGCAAGCCAGAGGGGAAGGUGUACAAUAAUCCAGGCUUUUUAAAGCUUCAGAUGUUUUAAUGUAAUUUGUCACUUGUCUUGUUAAACUGCUCUAAUUAAAGGUUUAUUAGGGGUUUUUAA